Pieris macdunnoughi is the source of this 516-nucleotide messenger RNA. The record is from the annotation of a GenBank genome assembly. Lineage: Eukaryota; Metazoa; Arthropoda; Insecta; Lepidoptera; Pieridae.
AUGGCAACCUCGAAAUAUUUUGAAAAAUGUUUUAUUACUGUUGGCACCACACGAUUUGAUUUACUUUGCAGUGAAAUCGUAUCGUCUCCUGUUCUCCAAGCCUUAAAGAGAUCAGGUUGCAAGGAUAUUACUUUUCAAAUUGGAAAUAGUAAAAUGGAUACGGGAGAUUACGAACUAGACGGAAUGAAACUACAUUGUUACAGGUUUAAAGAUACUAUAGAAAAUGAUAUAAGAAAUUCCGAUUUCGUCAUUAGUCAUGCUGGUGCUGGCAGUGUUUUGGAAGUUUUAAAUGCAAGUAAACCACUCUUGGUAGUCGUAAACGAAGAUCUUAUGGAUAAUCAUCAACUAGAAUUAGCAGAACAAAUGCAAGUGGAUGGUCAUUUAUUCUAUUGCACUUGCGAUACAUUAGUUUGUACUUUAGACCAAAUGGAUUUCAGUUUAUUAAAACCAUUAGAAAAAGCUAAUCCUACAUACUUUUUUCAAUCACUGAAUAGACUUUUAAAGAUACAAGAUUAA